AUGGCUGCUGAUUACUGGGCUUCGACUCAGUAUCACUCCUGGCUCUUUGAUCGUGAGGAGCUGGGCGAAGCGAGAAAGGCUCUUGCAGACGCCGAACGAGCAUUCAUUCAACAAUAUCCUCUGCCCGAUCUUAGACUUUUUAACAUAUACAUACACCAACAGUUGAACAAGCUAUCGAAACGACUGACAGUACGGCAACAAGCAGUCGCUACUGCUCAAGUUUAUGUAAAAAGGUUCUACACCAAGGUGGAAAUACGACGGACAAAUCCAUAUCUUUUACUUACGACGGCAUUCUACCUUGCGUGUAAAAUUGAGGAAUGCCCUCAGCAUAUAAGGCUGGUUCUGGGAGAGGCAAGGGGGCUCUGGCCAGAAUUCAUUGUCCCUGACGGCGCAAAGAUCGGCGAAUGCGAGUUCUGGCUUAUAUCCGAAUUGAACUCGCAGCUGAUAUUGCAUCAUCCGUACCGAACGCUUUCAGAGCUUCAGAGCGCCAUUCCAAUGACAUCGGAGGAGUUAGGAUUAGCAUGGUCUAUCAUCAACGACCAUUAUCUCACCGACCUGCCGCUGCUACAUCCUCCACACGUGAUAGCGGUGACAGCAUUGUGUAUCGCCGUGAUAUUCAAGGUAGGCCAGCAGCCCGUUCUCAUUCCCUCGGGGCCUUCUUCGGUUACGGGAGCAUUAAGAGAAGGAUGCACCAACGUUUUAUCAGCGAUGACAGACAGGCCGAGCGGUAGUAUGCCGGCCCGUAUACAAAGUACGGUUGACUGGAUCGCGAAUAGUGAAGUGGACAUCGAAGCAGUUGUUGAAUGUACACAAGAAAUCGUUUCUCUAUAUGAGGUGUGGGAACAGUACAGCGAUAAGUUGUGUAGGGAGCAGGUGGGAAGAUUUGUGAAGAGUCGUGGAUUGGAUAAAUGA
Ophidiomyces ophidiicola is the source of this 912-nucleotide messenger RNA. RefSeq names its product RNA polymerase II holoenzyme cyclin-like subunit (gene SSN8). The record is from RefSeq and is a predicted model, not a curated record. Gene Ontology annotation, molecular function: cyclin-dependent protein serine/threonine kinase regulator activity. The transcript is spliced from 3 exons. Gene Ontology annotation, biological process: positive regulation of transcription by RNA polymerase II. The coding region runs from base 1 to 912 and encodes 303 amino acids. Gene Ontology annotation, cellular component: mediator complex; nucleus. NCBI's taxonomy places the organism in Eukaryota, Fungi, Ascomycota, Eurotiomycetes, Onygenales, Onygenaceae.